Messenger RNA from Medioppia subpectinata, 1088 nucleotides. The record is from the annotation of a GenBank genome assembly. NCBI's taxonomy places the organism in Eukaryota, Metazoa, Arthropoda, Arachnida, Sarcoptiformes, Oppiidae.
AUGGCCGAUUUAACACAUGGCGUGAACUUAUUGGCCAAACACUGUUCACAAUUGACAUCAUUGGCACUUGAGGUCAAAGAUUACGUUCAAAUGGCAUCACAACCAGUAUUAUUUUUCUUCAACUGUUUAUUUGCUGAAAAUGAUGAGUUGGAAACACCGCCCGAACCCAUAGAGUUGGGAUCACUGGCAUCACUGAAAUCAAUGAAACAAUUGAAUUCAUUACAUAUUCUGUACAAGAAUUUAAAUGAUAAUCAUUUUGAAAACAUUCACGAUUAUUGUCCACAACUCAAGCGUUUAGUUUUGAAAACACAACAAAAGUUGUCAAACCAAACGUUGCAUUCCUUAUCAAAACUAAAAUCACUGCAAUUAUUGAAAAUAUAUUCAACGCCUUAUAAAAUGACUGAAAUAUCUGAUAACGGGAUCUGUCAUCUCAUAGACAACUGUCCACAUCUGCGGGUAUUAACGUUGAAAUGCGGGACAACUGUUACCGACACCACAUUUGAUGCCCUCAAGAGUCGGGCCAACCGAUGGCCGCACAGACUGUUUGUAUUUGAAUACUGUUGGCGACGGACUAAAGAGCAGCACUCAAUUGUAUGGACAGAAAACGAUGGUUUUGUAAACUCACACAGAUUUUGGCCACAACUCCUAUCAAUGCCCGAAAAUUUAAUUAUUUAUAGCCGCGAGUAUUACACGGGUUGGUGCGGCACCGGUGCUCUCACUGAGCAAAAUGAAUAUGCUGAUUUAUUUAAGAUUGAUAAGGAAUGCGAUGAAAAUGAACAUGCUACAGUGGAUUAUGGUGAAUAUAGAGUUGCCAAGUGCAUUGCUGUCAUAUGCUGCGAUAGUUAUACUAUAAUACCUUUAAUUCAUUCGACAAAAAUGUCAUUUAAUUUUGACGACAAUUUAUGUUCACUAAUCCUAUCGUAUCUGUCAAUUGAGGACCGGAUAAGACUAGAGUGUGUGUCCAAACAGUGGCACCGAUUGGCAUAUAAUAGUGUCCACGAGUUGUCUUAUCCUAUUUGGUGGCUUAAUCACAGACGUGAUUCUCUCACACCUCAUAAAUUGCCAGACUUUUUAUGAAAAGCUCCGGA